Messenger RNA from Parascedosporium putredinis, 543 nucleotides. The record is from the annotation of a GenBank genome assembly. NCBI's taxonomy places the organism in Eukaryota, Fungi, Ascomycota, Sordariomycetes, Microascales, Microascaceae.
AUGGCUGCGACCCCCGCCGUAGUGCCAGAGGGCGCCGAGGUGGCGACCGUGGCUGCUGGCUGCUUCUGGGGCGUCGAGCACCUCUACGUCAAGCAUUUCGGCCACGGCAAGGGCGUCCUCGAGACUCGUGUCGGCUACAUUGGUGGCGCGACGGAUAACCCGAGUUACCGCGCCGUGUGCUCCGGGACUACUGGGCAUGCCGAGGCCACCCAAAUCAUAUUCGACCCGAAAAAGGUCUCGUACCGCGACCUCCUCCUCUUCUUUUACCGCAUGCACGACGCGACGCAAGUCGACCGCCAAGGCCCCGACACGGGCACCCAGUACCGCAGCGCCAUCUUCUUCCACACGCCCGAGCAGGAGACCGAAGCGCGCGCGGUCACCGCCGCCGUCGCCGAGCGCUGGUGGAAGAGCCCCGUCGCGACGCAGAUUAUUCCCGCCGGUCGCUGGUAUGAUGCGGAGGAGUAUCACCAGCUGUAUCUAGAUAAGAACCCGCAUGGAUACGAGUGUCCGAGCCAUUUUAUCAGGGACUUUCCGGAUCUUUGA